Messenger RNA from Myotis lucifugus (little brown bat), 618 nucleotides. Its product is annotated as calmodulin regulator protein PCP4. Gene Ontology annotation, cellular component: cytoplasm. The coding region runs from base 19 to 339 and encodes 106 amino acids. NCBI's taxonomy places the organism in Eukaryota, Metazoa, Chordata, Mammalia, Chiroptera, Vespertilionidae. The transcript is spliced from 3 exons. Gene Ontology annotation, molecular function: calmodulin binding; calcium ion binding. The record is from RefSeq and is a predicted model, not a curated record.
UUAGCAGGAGUCACCCGUAUGGUUUUCUCCCAGCCCAGUGCUCUGCCUCUCCUUCCAAGGUCCCACGCAGAUAGUUAUGUAACAGUGACAACUCCCGCACCACACCGAACCUCUGGGCAAGGAAGGCCAGUCUCCAGUCUCGACUGCAACCUUAGACAAAGACAAGGUGCUGGAGCAACCAAUGGAAAAGACAAGACGUCUGGCGAAAACGAUGGGCAGAAGAAGGUUCAAGAAGAGUUUGACAUCGACAUGGACGCGCCCGAGACAGAACGUGCGGCUGUGGCCAUUCAGUCCCAGUUCAGAAAAUUCCAGAAGAAGAAGGCAGGGUCCCAGUCCUAGCAGGGGAGCCCCUUGCUAGUCUGCCGGGAGACACCGAGUUCAACCAUCAUCCGUCAAGCAAUGAAAGGAAACAUCCGCGAGAGCCAUCACCCGCACACAGCACACGCCCCGCAGCCCCACAUGCAUGUACAGAGCCCCUGACACUCACUCACGCCCUGUAGAAGGUGUAGGCCAUGCCGCUGAGCGUGGCUUUAUCUCUGUGUUCAUCUCCAGUAUCAUUCCUCCUGCAACCGCUUUCCUUGGUGUUGUAAUAAAGUGGAGCUAAGAUGCGUGAUUCAA